CCCGAAGGCGCUGUUACUUUACAACCGUGUUGAAGAAACAUCUUAUCAUUCUCAAGAUGACGGAGUCAACGACCAGACAGACCGAGCUACUGUCUCACGCCCAGCUGGUUGACUCGUCUUUGCCAAAGCGAGCCAGUGGAAACACUAUUCCCGGUGGCAGUACCCGGAACUUUCACGACGAGAUUGUUACUCUCGAGCCGGACGAUGCUGAUGCUGCGGGAGACGCCUCCGCAAUCGACGAACGCAUCUCGAACUAUACUGUUUCACUGUCCUCGAGCGUCGUCGAUUAUCCUAUGGAAUACGGCCGUCGGUACCAUGCCUUCCGUCCUGAAGCGUACUUUGCACCGAAUGAUGAUGCUGGGACGGAACGCCUUGACAUGUGUCACGCGUUGAUGGUAAAGGCAAUCGGAUCGAAGCUUUAUCUAGCGCCUCGCGACAAGUCCAAAAUGCGCAUAAUUCUCGAUAUCGGGACUGGGACUGGCUUAUGGGCUGUCGAGAUUGGUGAUAUUUUCACUGACGCGGAGGUCGUCGGCAACGACCUAAGUGCUAUACAGCCAAGUUGGGCCCCUCCCAAUGUCCGAUUUGAAGUUGACGAUGUUGAAAGUCCUUGGGUUGAGCAGAAGUACGACUACAUCAUGUGCCGAUACAUGGCCGGCUCGAUCCUCGACUGGCCAAAGCUGGUGAAGAACAUCUAUGGCCAUCUCAACCCAGGAGGAUGGGCCGAGUUUCAGGAGAUGAUCUGCGAGUACUAUUCUGACGACGGUAGUUACACCGUGAAGCACGCUACUUGGGGCUGGAACAAGACCUUGGUGAGGACUCUGGAGAGCAUCGACCGCGAUCCUAACCCCGUCCCAAAGGUGGAGGGCUGGGUGGUAGAUGCUGGCUUUCGAAGCAUCUUCCACCAAAGGUUCAAGACCCCCAUCGGCCCUUGGCCCAAGGACCCUCACUACAAGGAAGUUGGUCUGCUCAACUUGGCGCAAAAUCUUGAGGGUCUAGAGGCCUUCUCAAUGAGGCUGAUGUGUGGUGUUCUCGGGCGGACUAGAGAGCAAGCUUUGGCGCAAAUUCAAGAGGUUAGGAAAGAGUUGAAAUCGGGUGUUUUCCACGCCUUGUUUGACCUUCAUGUAGUUUACGGGCAGAAGCCCUCUGAUGAGGAGGAACAGGCGUAGAUCACAGGGACUAUGCCAACCGCGCUGAAUCGCCACAACGUGAGCUGACGAGCGCAUUUACCUGUCAGGCAUUUGAAUUAUGGGAGAAUUGAACAUAUGUUCUGUUGCGAUCCAAUUCUUCCAACUUGCGAGUUACAUACUCGCAUCGCGGAAAGAUUCAACCCUGAUGCUAGGCGCAUUGGUGCAUGAAGUUGUGGAUCUGAAGAAGGGUAUGAGCUCCCGUGGGAACGUCUUGAAGAGCGCUCACAGCAGUCAGUGCAUGUUGCCAAGGACUAAGAAUUAAUACCCAAGUAGAAAUCUUUCUCAAGGGGAACUUUAAGUCUCGAAAUCAUCUUCCUCAGCGAAGUUGAGUGUUGUAGAAAAGAUCACUUUACCAAGAAGAUGUAAUCAAUCAAUCGCAUACCCUCUCUGUUGCGGCCAUCGUGUUACUGCUCCAACUCAAUUUAGGAC
Colletotrichum phormii is the source of this 1616-nucleotide messenger RNA. Its product is annotated as S-adenosyl-L-methionine-dependent methyltransferase. NCBI's taxonomy places the organism in Eukaryota, Fungi, Ascomycota, Sordariomycetes, Glomerellales, Glomerellaceae. The record is from RefSeq and is a predicted model, not a curated record. The transcript is spliced from 9 exons. Bases 57 to 1166 code for a protein of 369 amino acids.